UUUCUGCAUAGCAAAACAAAAACUAUAAAUGCUUUUCAAUAGCUUAAACAAAAGUUUAUAAAAACUUGAAAUUAUAAGUUAAUCAAAUAAAUUGAUUGUAACGCAUAAAACUACAAACGACAAAUACACAAGAAUGUCUUUGAAUUACGAAGAUAAGAAAAAAAUGCUGUUCGAGUGUUUGAAUUCAGCAGAAAAGUGUAUUCAAGGUACAAGUCUGGAUCAAAGACAAUUCACACGGGACGAACCGAAGCAACAAGAUGAUUCAAAGGCAUUGAUUAAAGGAAGACGAUUUCAGGGCAAAGAAAGUAUAUUCAAACGACCCGCAGCACCGAUCAGUAAAUGUUUGAGACCACGACGAUUGCCCGACUAUCAGAUGAACCCACACAAAUGGAAGAAAUAUUCACUUGAUGAUGCUGAUAUCUCAGAUAAAACAAAUACAUCGGCCGCAUUUGCAUUUUUGGCAGAAAUUGAACGUCGAAAAGAUAUGGAAGAAGAGAAACGGGCACGUGAAAAUGAAAUGGACUGUGAUGAUGAUAGUUCAAGUGGAAAAAUUGUUUUUAAGAAACGGACCAGUUCGGUGGACAAUCGAAAGCCAUCGUUUAAUCAAUCAACCGCUCUGCGAAAAGAAAUUGAAGAAUCAGACGAUCGCAAUGAAUCUGAUGCAAAAGCCGUUUUAAAGGGAUCAAAAGUCAUUAUGCCCGAAUAUGUGAUUGGUCAGAAAAUACAGAAGAAGGUGAACAAAAAAUUAAAUGCAACGUCUACUGCGAAUACACAGCAGUCAGACGGGAAAAAUAAACCACAUUUACAACAUUUAUUCGAUGAAGAAGACGAAGAUUAAUUAAUUAAAUCGAAUAUUUUUUCAUCAAUUAAUCGGAUGUAAUGUAUUUAACAUUUUAAACAUUGAGAUAAUGUUUUAGCAUUAGAUUUAGGGUUUUUCAUUCUUAAAUCAAAUAAAUGUAAACUACAUAAUAGAAUAAAUCAAAACAUUUUUAUCUAAUCACUUGAA
This is a messenger RNA of Contarinia nasturtii (swede midge), 1006 nucleotides long. Its product is annotated as protein TSSC4. NCBI's taxonomy places the organism in Eukaryota, Metazoa, Arthropoda, Insecta, Diptera, Cecidomyiidae. The transcript is spliced from 2 exons. The record is from RefSeq and is a predicted model, not a curated record. Bases 134 to 838 code for a protein of 234 amino acids.